Laetiporus sulphureus 93-53 is the source of this 948-nucleotide messenger RNA. Its product is annotated as DnaJ-domain-containing protein. Gene Ontology annotation, cellular component: endoplasmic reticulum membrane. The transcript is spliced from 5 exons. Gene Ontology annotation, biological process: cellular response to misfolded protein. The record is from RefSeq and is a predicted model, not a curated record. Gene Ontology annotation, molecular function: Hsp70 protein binding. The coding region runs from base 1 to 948 and encodes 315 amino acids. Lineage: Eukaryota; Fungi; Basidiomycota; Agaricomycetes; Polyporales; Laetiporaceae.
AUGCUCUCCUACGUCCUCGGCUCAGCGACGUCCUAUUUCCACUUCCCCAUCGAGGACGAGCCCGACGACGGCGAUGCCCUCCGCCACAUCGCAUGGGACCCCUCCCUCCGAUCUGCAGAUCACACCGAUUCGGACGACACUGACGCCCCGCCGACACCUUCAUCGUCCACCGCGCCGCGCACCCAAAACAGGACAGUCAUACAGGAUAUUUUGGAGCAGGAUGACCUGUACCGGAUCCUUGGCCUGCAGCGGACGUCGCGUAUAGAUAAGCUCGCUCUUCGCCGCGCAUAUCUCUCUCGGAGCAGGGUAUGCCAUCCAGACAAAUUCCACAACAACCCCUUCGCCACCCGUGCCUUCCAAAAAGUCUCCGUCGCCUACGACGUCCUCUCCCAACCCGCCUCCAAACGCGCCUACGACCGCGCCUCCUCCUCCGCCUCCUACGACAUGUUCGCCGCGCGCCCGCGCCCGCCCCCCGAGGACACCUUCCGCGGCGUCGUCAUCAGCGUCUUCAACGAGCUCCUCGAGGGCGACCUCGACGUCGUGCGCACAUUGCUCAGCGCGGUGAACGACAUGAACCCAUCCUUGCGCCUCGGCGAAGACGGCAUCAACUCUGUCCUCCUCACCCUCCAAUCCAUCCGCGAACGUGCGCUCACCUGCCGCACGUGUCUCCUCGCGCUGCACGACGAGCUCAUGCACCUCCUCGAGGUCCAGCGCACCCUCCGCGCGCUCUCCUACUUCGACCUCCGCCGCCGCUCCUGCCUCGCCCUCCGCCUCGCCCGCCUCACCGUCGCCCUUCCCAUCGUCGUCGACCACGCCGUCAUGCGCGAGCGUGGCGCCGACACCGACACCGACGACGGGCAGCGCACCGCCCUCCUCAACGCGCGCAUAUAUGGCCUCCUCCGCGGGCUCGUCGUCGUUCUCGAGCGGAUGGAGCGCAUACUCAGGUGA